This is a messenger RNA of Phodopus roborovskii (desert hamster), 2108 nucleotides long. It is a transcript of the gene Rgs17, whose product is annotated as regulator of G protein signaling 17. Lineage: Eukaryota; Metazoa; Chordata; Mammalia; Rodentia; Cricetidae. The transcript has 5 exons. The record is from RefSeq and is a predicted model, not a curated record. The coding region runs from base 257 to 709 and encodes 150 amino acids.
UGAGAAAAAGGCAGCAAGCCCAAAAUGAAGGAACACAGGCUGUGUCUCAAGCAACUGGAAACCAGAGGCCCAACAACACCUGUUGCUUCUGCUGGUGCUGCUGUUGUAGCUGCUCCUGCUACUAAUAGGGAGAAAAUAAAUGAGAAAAACCGAACAGAACUAAGCAAAAAUCAAAAUGACUCUCCACUUUUAAAGCCUCACGGUCAGGAAUGAGGAAAGAGGAGACUCUGCGGGGAGACCCCCACACGCCACAAAAAUGGAGAGCAUCCAGGUCCUAGAGGAGUGCCAAAACCCCACUGCCGACGAGGUCUUGUCCUGGUCUCAGAAUUUUGACAAGAUGAUGAAGGCUCCUGCAGGAAGAAACCUUUUCCGAGAGUUCCUCCGAACAGAGUACAGCGAGGAGAACCUCCUCUUCUGGCUAGCCUGCGAAGACUUAAAGAAAGAGCAGAACAAAAAGCUGGUCGAGGAAAAGGCCAGGAUGAUAUAUGAAGACUACAUUUCCAUACUGUCGCCGAAAGAGGUCAGCCUGGAUUCUCGAGUUAGGGAGGUGAUCAACAGGAACCUGCUGGACCCUAGCCCUCACAUGUAUGAAGAUGCCCAGCUUCAGAUCUACACUCUGAUGCACAGGGAUUCUUUCCCGAGAUUCUUGAACUCGCAGAUCUAUAAAGCUUUUGUUGAAAGUACUGCCACCUCUUCUUCUGAAUCUUAGUUUUCAUUUGAAAGGCCAAAACCAAAAUCGUUUCAGAGGGCUGGGACAGGAAAUAUAAGUAGUUACAUGGCAUCAGACAUUGAGUUCCUGGAGAAUUACUACAGGUGGGCACCCUUGGGCUGCUGGCGAGAGAGUCGUGAAGGCCCUUGUCUCCAUUUUUUUAUCGAGUUUAUCCAUGAUUCUGUUUGGGGAAAAGCCUGUAUAAGAGUUGCCAAAUUACGUUUGUCUGAUUUAACACUUGUUCUACUUGCGAGCAACCUGUGUUCCUAGUCCUCUGAACAGACUCCUAGUGCAUCUCCAGAGGCCGCAUGUGCAAAGUACAACUGCUUUGUCUGCCCCUUAGUUGUACUAUUUAAUCAGUAGCAUAACUUAUAUCUGUAUUUAAGGACUUUUGUGCAAUAUGGUCUCUUAGAAACAAUUGCCAACAGAUUGGCUGUGGUUUGCAUUUUUAAGCAUAAUCUGAUACAAAAAAAAAAAAAAAAAGGCUAUUUUAGUCAUGUAACUGUGAUAUUUAACCAUGCUACAUACCAUGUUUAGUACGUGGACUUUGAAGCCAAUUUUUCUGACCAUGAAAAGAAAAAGUAGCUGUUUAUCUCUGCCUGUUGACAGACCUUAGUUUGAGGUCCCUCUGGUUGUUCACUGCCCAAACUCUGGCAUUUUCAUCACAGAAGAGUUUGCUACGUUUAAAAAAAAAAAAAACCCAAAAAAAUGAUAAGAAAAGUUUUUUUAAAAAGCACAAAAACAAUCUGAAGAUAUCCCAUCUCGUUGAAAAUUCCAAGAGUGAUUUUCUUUUUUUAGGUAAAAAGAAGAAACGAGUCUAUGUAUAUAUCAAAUGUCCAACAAUGUCAUUAACUUAUUAAAGAAUGACUUUCCAGUUCUAAAAUAGUUGUGUAAACAAUAUGCUUGGGUAUGUAAAGAAAAAGAUUUCGUAAGAAUGCCUACACGUAGCACUGAAAAAAAAAAAAAAACACCUUGAGGGAUUGCACCUGGCGCGUAUAAUCCCGUGAAAAGCUUAAGAUUUUCCUAAGCAACAUUUUACAAGGAGUUAUGAAGAUGAAACUCUUCGAUGUCAGACCUUAACUGUUUUCAUGUAGUAUCUCAAGAAGGACUUGUUUUAACAUUGUUCAAAACAAUCAGCCCUCAGCCACAAAUAGAAGGCAAUGCUCAAACCAUUUAGCUGCCAAUAUUACUUUUUGUAAUUCCAUCAACUUUUACAUGAAAUACUCACCUGACCUUGGCAUGAAUCUCUGACCUUCAGAACAGUGUUGUUUUGUGCAAAAACCAAAAUUACAAUCAUCACAUCGAUAUCAAGGUCUUAUCUUUCAGUAUCAAUAUCCCCAAGACUAUUUUUUUAAUCUUAAAUUCAAUGAAUAUAAUGUUGAGUAAUCUAAAAAGAAAA